Molecule: messenger RNA, 5378 nt
Organism: Cuscuta europaea
Lineage: Eukaryota; Viridiplantae; Streptophyta; Magnoliopsida; Solanales; Convolvulaceae
Source: the annotation of a GenBank genome assembly
CAAUAACAAGAAUGAGAACUCUAUUCUAGGUUCUGAGUCUCAAAAUGCUAACCCUUUACUAUGAGAUUAGAGCCCCUAUUUAUACUAAUAAAAAGGGGGUGGGGGGUGAUGACGUGGCUGAAUAUGACUUGUUGCCAUUCUCGAGCCACUUAGAUGCCCAUACUCCCACUUGCUGAUGCCAUACCUUAUUAUUAAAUGCCCUUUGCCACUUGUAGGCCACCUGUUCCCCGAACGGGGUGAUGGUCCAUGCUGAUUACAUGUUUGAUCUGGCCCAAGUACCCUGGUUGAUCCGAUCCCCGUUCGGGCUAGUUGCUAGGUCUAUUCUUCUUUGAUCCUUGCCGACUAAUGGGCCUGGUAUAUUGGGCUUUUGGCCCAAUAUUCCAACACGAGUCCCCCACUUCUGAUGUCCCGAACGAUAGUGAAGGCAUAAGGAAGUAGAAUAAUUUGGUUGUAUGCCGUUCGACAAUCGUGUAUGGGAUCACGCCGGUUCUCGAUGUCAUGAUUUUAGGCUUACUUGCGGCUGUCGUUUGAUUUUUCCCAUAAUCGUCAUGAUUACUGGACUUUGUUUCUCUGCGUGACACGUGUUUUCCCAAAUGCUCUAGGUGACGUGUUUCCUUUUGGUUGGUCAAUGAAUCGGCGCUUGUAGGCUAUAAGUAGGCCUUUGGUUCUCUGGUUCCGGGUUUUGAAUUUUCAGAUCCUUCGUGCUCUUGCUCUGCCUUCUCUCUAGAACUCUUCAAGCUCCGUCCGUUCAGGUACACUUUGCUCCUCCUUACUUUUUUCACUUCGUGUUCGGUCAACAUGCCUUCUCGAUCACCUUCUUCUGGAUCGAAUUCGGAUUCCGCCACUCAAGGGGAUCUCCAUGACGCCGCUGCACAAGAAGCUAUAACAGUUCCCUUUGUUGAUGUUGCCAAUGAUGCGACUGUGGGGGUGGUUGAUGAAGAUCCUUCAGGCGACUCUGCUUCUGGCGAGGACUCUAAUGGCACGAUGUCCGAUGAUGAACUUGCUUCAAUGGUGGCUGGCCCCCCAGGUGAUGUCCCUCGUUAUAGGGUUGACCUGAGAUUAAUCAGGGAGAGGAGGCAAAAAUUGACUUCUCACAAUAGGGCCCAAAUUCCAUCCUUAAUUCCGGACCCGAUGGAUUUCCGUCUUCGGGCUCGGCUUCACCCAAUGCGCCACCUCCCUGGGAUGGUGGUCGUCCAUUUAGAUUCAGUAAAAGCUGGGCUUAGGUUUCCCCUGCACCCAUUUUUCGUGUCCUUCCUCAAAUUCUAUGAAGUAGUACCGACCUAAAUCAUGCCGAACUCCUAUCGGGUGAUGGCCAGCUUCAUUUGCCGUUGUGUGGAUGCCAAUAUUACACCCAAUCCGGAACUAUUCCAUCAAUUUUUUAAGGCCCCCCUAGCAGACGCAUGGAUACUUGGCUGCAACUGCCCGAACGAGUCAUAUUUUAUUUAAGGGCAACCUUACCUCAAUCAAGGAGUGGAAAGACCGGUUCUUCUUCGUUUUUGUCCCGGACGACUUGAUUCCUAAUAGGUGGAAUGCUUUCCCCCGUAAAUCUCCCGAUUCGCUUCUUACUGAGCAAAUUUGCAAGGAUGUUUUCGCGGUGGAAAAGGACAAAACUUGUGACAUUAUAGGAUAUCUGACUCAUGAUCGGCUUAUCAAAGCCGAGAUAGGUACUGCCCGCACUCUUGGGUUUGCUUGACUGAAAACCAAGUGCCAUGGGCCGGGCGGUCCUUCCCGUGCGAGAAACGUCCUUUUCUAGUUUCCCACGUGGUAUGAUCGCUCGAUACUAACUCUUAUCUUGUUAUUAUUUUUUCAGUCCCAAAUCCAGACGUCCCCAUGGAUGACAGCCGUGUGCUUGUUGCCGGUGGAGUAGGAAAGAGGAAGAAAUCCAGGAAGAAUCCUCAACCUAAGCCAUCACUCAGCGCUUCACAACACACUGGGCCUCCUCAGCCCGUUCAGGAGCCUGACCCUAUUCAGCAGGUUCCCCAUCAUCAGGAGCCUGAUGAUAUGAUGAUUGAUAACCCGUUCGGGUCUGAGCAAAUGCAAUUCUUCACGGAGCAAUUCCAGGCCGCCCAAGAUACAAUCUUGGGGGCCAAUCAGGUCAAUCCUGCCAAUCUUGCAGGACAGAUCGAACGGAUCACUCUGGAGGAUCCUGUUCACGAGAUCAUGGAAAUAGCUGGUUCCUCCGUGAGCCAAGUCUGGUCCACCUCUGCUUAUUUUAAUAACUUCCCGCUCCCAACAAUGCCGAUCGGUCGGGCAGAGGAAUGUGUGGCCUUAACGACCUUGAAGGUACUUUGUUCUCCCUGUACUUUGUUUCACAUCUUAUCAUGCAACCUUUAUCUCAUAUUUUAUCCCCGAACGGGGCCUUGUAGAUGGGUUUGUACAGCUUGCAGCUGAGGGAGGCCCGUUUGGCCAAGGAACGGGAUCUGAUCAUUGCCCAAACAUUUGCAGAGUAGGCUGCUGCUGCUGCCACUACUGCUGCUGAGGUCGAACGGAAGGUUUUUGCAGAGCAAAAACAGAAGCUAAAGGAGGAGCUUCGGGAGCUUUGGGUCCAGUUGGCUGCUUCCCAAGCCAAAGUCUUGGAUGUUGAGGCCGUUCAGAUUAAAUUUGAAGAGAUGCCCCCUGCAAAUCAGACGGUCCUGCUAAAGUGAAUGUGGACCUGUCCACUGUCCGGGAAGCGUUCAAAUCUUCUGAUGAAUUUUCUAUCAUCAAGGAGGAGUAUGCUCGACAACAGCUCCCAGUAAUUUUCGGGGCUCAUAUUGACAAGUUCCCAUGGGGGGGCCGAACAACAUAAGGCAGGAGUUGACCUGUUGGACAAGGAUCCCCGCGGCAAAAGUUGGAACGAUUCCUUGGCUUCGGACCUCUAUAUCAAGGGCUGCCAGCAUAUUCUGCGGCCCUUUUUGGACCAGCUACAGCAAAGCCUGGGGAGACCAAUCGAUGCCUCCGAUCUUCCCCUAGUCCCAAUCGUCCAUGCCCAGUUCGAAAAAUACGAACGAGAUAUGAAGCGGAUGGCCGAUCGUGAGGCCGGUUUAGAGCCGGAUCCUCCCUCUGAUGAAGAAGAGGAUGAAGAUGAAGUUUAGGAUCCGUAGAUUAGCUUUUAUUCUGAACCCCUUUUAUUUUGACUUUAAGAUCACUGUAUCUCCCGGCCGGUAGAGCCGAUGAAUACAUACUUAUCUUUUUGCUCACUACCUUCUUAUUUUGUUUUUGGGUUGCCCUUCAGGAUUCAGCUAGUUUUAUAGGACUUGGCCGUUUCUCAUGUUUCUGAUGCGGAUACUAAGGGUUUGGACGUAUCUCCUCUUUCAAACUAUAGAUAUGAUUUCCUGUUCGGGUCAUCUCCUGCCUAAAGUUGAAAUGGAGAUACGUCCAAAUCAAUAGCUUGGAUUCCACCCUCUGAUUCGUUUUAUUUUAAUUUUUUUUAAAAAAAUCAUGGUUCUGACUCCCCUGUACCUUAGCUUUGUUUCGUUUCUUUGCAGGAGUGAUUCCUCUUGCUGCCGUUUGGUGUCCCACACCUGCUCCUACUUCGACGGCCUGCAUUGGGAAAGGCAAGGAGAAAUUGAUUGCUGGAAACCGGAAUGAUGCCGAACAAGCCCAGAAGAGGUGUCGGGGAGAUGAUGGCACCCAUUUUGUCCCGAGUGAUCAUAUUGUUGAUUUAACUGGUCCAGAGACUGAGCCCAAGAGGCCUAUCAUCCCAACUGCCAAGUCAGGGGAUCAAAUCCUUAUCAACUUGCCGGUCGACGAUCAGAUGCUUCUGGAGUUCUCCAAUAUGGGGCCUCGUUUAUAGGGGAGGUACUUGUUUGGGCAGACACCGACCUCUAUGUGGUGUAACACAUCCCUGAAGGCUCCCCCCAGUUUCACCAAUUUGACCCAUUGGUCUGACCUGGUCGAAGCGGGUCAUCUUGAGGCCCUCAAGGCCGACGUAUAUUACCAUCGAGCUUUUCUGGCGGCUGAACGGGAGAUGAAGAUUCUGGCCACCGAUCGGGAUGAUAACCAGGUCCUUCUAGCUAGGGCUGAAUUCGGUUCGGUUCCCGAACCGAAAUAGGAAAUAUCCGAACCGAACCGAUCUUUCGGUUUCGUAUAUUCUAUAACCCGAAACCGAACCGAUCUAAGUUGGGACCCAAUUUUUCGGAAACCGAAUUUUCGGUCCGGUUUUUUGGUUUUUGUGAAAAUACCGAAUGGGUAUUCAAUAUUUGUUUAUAUUGUAGCUAAUACUCGCACUCAAGCUUUACUAGCAACUUAGUCUUUAUCAGCUAUGAAGGAGCGAUUAUAUAGGCUCAAAUGAGGAGUGAAUCCUCUAUUUCAUCCGGUGUGGGACGAGUUGUAGGCUGAAGAAAAUCAAAUUGGAAGAAUUGGGGCGGAAGAACAGCAAAAAAUGUUUAACGUAAUCCGUCCUUGGGGGGAUUCGAACACGGGUGACACGAAGGGAGCGUGUUACCUGUCACCGCUGAGCUACUCCGGAUUACUGGCAAAUCGGGAUGCCAAAUGUAUUACAUACAUUAGUUAAAGAAAUUAAAUAAAAUAAUUUAAAACUAUUAUUUAAUAAAUAAAUCGGUUCGGUUUGGUUUGAACCGAUUUUCAAUAUCAAAGAACCGGUUCCGAACCGAUUUUUCUUCGGGUCCCAACUUUCGGGUCCCAAUCAAGUCGGUUCGGUUUCGGUUCGGUUUUUUUUCCCGCUCGGUUCGGGUUUUUUCGGUUCGGUUUUCGGUUUUUCGGUUAAAAAUUCCAGCCCUACUUCUAGCUGCUGCCCGUAAGUUGGCCACAGAUUUGCAGGAUCGUGCUAGUAAGGGUGAAAAAACAUUGACCGAGCUGGCGGAGAGGGUCCGCCGUCGCGAUCGGGAGAUCAAGGACCUUAAGGCAAAGGUGAAUGUGGCUGAAUCUGCCGGGAUGAAGUUUGAUAAGGCCGAGGGAGAAAAUCCACCCGCUCCUUAUUCUGCCAAUAUUUCCAAGAUCACCAGACAAACAGUGAUAGAUUAUCAACGAGGGAAAGGAGUGAAUGUCGCCCUGGAAGAAACCGCUCGGCAAUUCUUGGGGCCUCAUCUCGGUCAGUUAGUGCGUGACAGUGAGGACCCUAUCAAAGAGGGAAUCGAGCUUCUGGAUAGCACGCCAGAAGGGAAAGCUUUCAUAGAUGCUCUGACCCAGGAAACAGUUACAAAGAGCCAAGAUCUGUUGGUUGAUAGAAACCUCGAUUUGAUCAUGGAGCAUUUCCCAAAGCCGUUCGACCCUGACGAGUUAGGUUUCGAUGAUCUGUUUGGCAACACCUAUGAUCGGGUUAUGGAGAAGAGGCAAAAAGCAGGGACUGCCGAUCCUUCCCCGACCAGGGAUCCGUAGAUAUAACCUUUAUCUUUUUUCCUUUUUGUAUGUCUCCUGAUUUUUCUUGUAUUCCCCGG